AUGUCGCAUCCCGGCUUGCUCAGCUGGGCAAAUUCUGUCCGCAUGACAAUGGCAAGUGAUCCAGGCCGCCAGCUCUUCAAGGAUCAAGUUCAGACCCAUGGAUUUCUGUUCCUCGAUGACUACCUCGACAAUAUUAUUUCAGGUGCUAAGCAAGACCCUCUCAUAGAGCUUGUAAAGACUCCUGGACGUAAGAAGGCAAUUGCCAAGAAGCCCAAAUUAAUGUCCUCCAAGUUGGCUACCGUUGUGUCAGUAUCAUUGGAGGAUGAUGUAGCAAGUGAGAAUACCGCUCCAGCUAAUGAUCUUCAGAAGGCGUUGUUCGCAGCGAAGCUUGUCGAGGUCAACACGCACAACAUCGCUAAAGCGGAGAAGAAGGCCCCCGCCAACAUUGUAGAUGGCAAACCAGUGAGAACUGCUCUGGCUCCAAUCCAGCUCUCAAGUUCUUUGUCUCUGCCCACCCCGCAUACUACGCAACAUUCAUCGCUCCUAGAACCGACUGCGCCCCCUUCAGCUGAGCACAACGAUCUUUCCAUCAUCGCAGAAGACGAGGAACCGGUCGAGCGCAUUCGAUUCUCAACAACUGGACCUGCUGACACACCAUCUAUCAUGAAAUCCCACCCUGAACCCGCGCAACCCAUCGAGUCAUCCAGCAUGUUACCGCCAUUGCUAGUUCCGCAGGAUUCUAUCUCUGCCUCGACGUAUACCUUCCAUUCCAUCCCUCCGGAUUCUCCGUCUGGCAACAAAUAUGAUACCGCGGAUACUGGUGUCCCGUGCAAUGUAGAAGUGCCUAUCGAGGAGAGCGAUACAGGAUUAUUGCCGUCGCGUCCUCUGAAUCACCUUCAAGGCCACGAAAUGACGAACACACCCGAUACUUUGCACGCAAACGACAAGUUGAAUGCGAAGUCUUCUGCCUCAUUAUUCCCAACUCUCCCGGAGCCUAUGCCAUUGCGUAAACCUGCCCUUGACCAUUCCAUGAACGCGGUAAUGUUAGGUGCCGCGACUCCCGGCGCAACCGCAGGAAAGCGCACUUCGUGGCUUAUGAAAGCAAGAGAGGUCAAGGCACUUGAAGGUACGACGAAGAGGGCUCCCCUUCCGUCUAUAAGCUCUAUCUUUGCAUCUGCCCUAUCACUUCCGCAAGGCACUAAGAGAAAGAGCGGGGAUGCGUUUUUCGCACCCCUUUCGGGUUUGGAAGAGGAAGAACGUCAACAAAAGGUUUCUAAGAUUGUUGAAGGAGAAUCGGCCUCACGAAAAUCACAAGAUGUCCAGGGCCAAGACGCUGAGCAACUGAAACAUCGGCCUCAGGUCGAGGAGCGGACUGGCGACGCACAGGAGGAGAAUGGUGUCUUGGAUCUCCUCAAGAAGACUGUUGAGGGCCUUGGACGCACGAGCAAAACGUUGGGCAAGAGUUUGGGAGGAGGCGCUGCGACCGCUCUCGCUGAAGCAAGGGCAGCUGCCGAGGCCAAAAUCGCAGAACGAGAUCGCAAGGAGGAGGAAAUGACCAUGGCAAUAGGCCUUGCUGCUGCAAAGGCAUCUGGGCCUUCUCAAACCGUUGAGCCCGUAGCUCCCACCCGUCUCAACGAGGGACGAAUGAGUGUCUCGGACCUAUUUCCAGCGGAGGGUCGUGUUAAAGAGAAACAUAAAGCGCCUGAAAAGGUCUUUUCAUUUGCUCCCAAGCUACCAACCACACUUUGCCAGCAGGAAGGGGUCACUCGAAUGAGCACGUCGACUACUCCUCCAAAUUCGCCCCCCCCGCUGCAAGUUCGAUCAAACAGCUUUAGCGCUGCAAAUGCUCCUGUUUUCAACAAGCCCCCUCCCGUUUUUGUUCCACCUGUUCAGCCCACAGCUGCUGAAAAAUCUAUCCCUCUAACCGCCACUGGCGCCUCGGCGUUCUACCCGGCGUCGAAAUCUAGUAUUCUAAGUUCGAUGGCUAUCGGCCUUUCACCUCGUCUGCCUUCUCCAAAGGGCAAAUCACCCGUACCUCUCACUUCUCAUUCAACAUUGGAGAGCGUACAGUCUGACGUCGUUUUUGACCAUAACAACCACAUUCCAGCAUGGAUGCCAAGCACGCAAGAAACUGAAUACACUUCCGGCUUCACGAAUACGCAAUCGCAACCCCAGACUCAGAUUUGCGACGAAGAUGACAGCUGGCCUGUUGACGAGAAAUUGGCCGUCGGCGUUCAGUGGACCUUCGGUGCUUCAAAGGAAGAUAGUAUGACAUGGAGUACCCUUCCUUCUCAGAGUCAGCGAGGUGAAACCGGUCCUGUCACCAGAACGUCACCGAUUAGAGAAGAAAGGAGCGCCAAAGAGGACGCCACAAAAAACAGCAGCAGGAUACCUGGGGCUUUUGAGGACGUCCAGAUGGACGAGGCAGACAUUGCGGAAGAACUAAUUCCUCGGGACAAAGAACUCGAGGAGAUUGUUCUGGGUUCUUCGAAGGCUAAUAACGAUGUUUCAGAGUUGAAGUUACCAAGGAGUCAGAGUCAAUUAUCCAUGGCCUCAUCAGAGUCAUCCCAAUCACAGAUCGGGUUUCUGGGGCAGGCAAGCAAGUUGCUUAGCAGUGCUUUGGGAACUAGCAAGAAGAAGCAACCUGAGGUCAAGAAGGUCCUCCAGAUGGCGGCUGUAGCAGCGAAGAAGCAACAAGAAGAGGCCGAUAAGAAGGCUGCCCGUCUUAAAGAAAUGGAAAGUCGAAGGCAGCAAGCUUCACAACGCAAGGCUGAAGAAGAGAAAGCCAAGGUGUUGGAAGAAGAACGCAAAUUGAAGGAGGAAUCCGAGCGGCGGAAGAGGGAAAGAGAGGAGCUGACAGAUAAACGGCCUCUCAAGCCAGCAGGUAGUAAAAAGGAGGAUGAGUCGCAGAAGAAACGGAAAGUCGAGGCCGAGAAGAAGCCUGAGAUCAAGAAGCCUGCACCCAGCAUUCUCCUUGGCAAGUCCCACCUUAAGAACUCCGUCAAGCAACCGGCGGGGCAUAUCGCUGCUCAACCAUCUUCGUCGACGACCCCUGCUACACACCAACCCACGAAGUCUCAUCCUGAGCCGUCUACCUCGCUGCUGAAAGGAAAGAUGCCCCAGAAGAUUCUAGAGGACGACGUCUCGCAACCUUCACAGUUAGUUCAAUCCCAGAUGGCCGCUCGAGCCAAGGCCCAGAUUGAUGCAGCUAAACCUACCAUCUCGAGCGAGAGCAUCGAGCUUCCCGACAUCAACAGCGAGUAUUCGGAUUCCGAGGACGAAGACCGUGUGCGGACGUUCGAUCCUCCAGACUGGGCUCAAUCACCUGAGCUUCGGCAACAAUUGGAGAUGCAGAGCACGAUUAACCCCGAUGAAAUCUUCGGAGCCUCACUAUUACUAAUACUCAAACCAGUUUCUUUGCACGUGGUCAAUCUGGGAACGGGGUCACGCGUCAGCGAUCUUGGCUUGAACCCCUUCUACCAACUGGCAACAACCACUUCCUUGUCUUAUCGAAUCCUGCUGAGCACCUGUUCAACACAUCCCUUCCUUUCUCUUUUUAUGGCCUCCUCAUCGUAUCCAUCGUCACCAGAAUUCGACCCCGAACCGGUUCAAGAACCCUACUCAUUCAAAGAUGCCACAAAUGACGAAGUGUUCGAGGAACUUUCAAGUCGAUUCAUUCUCAAUCUUCCGGAGGAGGAAAUGAAUUCUCAAGCGCGGUUAUGUUUUCAAGUGGAGCAAGCUCACUGGUAUUAUGAAGACUUUGUCCGUGAAACGAAUCCCAGUUUUCAACAACUGUCCUUUAAGAAGUUCCUCGCUAAGCUGAUAGAGUAUUGUCCUGUGUUGCAUCAAAUUGAAGACUCCGAAAGGGCCGUUGCAGACUUCAUGGAAUAUAAGAAACAAGUGCCUGUUUGUGGGGCAAUAAUGCUCAAUCCUCCUAUGGAUAAAUGCGUGUUAGUGAAGGGAUGGAAAGCUUCAUCUGGCUGGGGAUUUCCGAAAGGAAAGAUCAACGAAACAGAACCUCCUCACCUUUGUGCAAUAAGAGAAGUACUCGAAGAAACCGGCUAUAACCUAGCGGGCCAAUUAGACCAAGAUACGCCGUGCCUCAAGGUUAUCUUGCAUGAACAGCUGAUUCGUCUAUAUGUCGUUGCCGGAAUUCCUGAGGACUAUCCUUUUCAAACCAAGACGCGAAAAGAAAUUAGCAAAAUCGACUGGUUCAAGCUGACGGAUCUGCCAACUUGGAAACGGAACAAGCAGGGAGGUAGCAAAUUCUAUAUGGUCACGCCGUUCAUAGGGCCUCUGAAGAAGACAAUCAACACCUUGCGUGGAAAUGGAUCUCUGCGGAAUAUGAAACCACAGAAAUCCUCAAAAGCACAUCCCCAAGCAUCCAGAUCUGAACCUCCAGCGAAUGCCACCUCUCAGGAUUCCACUUUGCAGGCAUCUUCUGACAGCAACCAGGUGUAUCCGCCCCACCCCCAGCAAUCGGUGCCCGUUUCGAAAACUGCUGAAGACAAGAUCCAGCUCAAUGGCCAGCUUGCCCAGCUGCUGAGUGGCUUGAAGCUCUCCGCCAUGUCCGCAGACAAGGGCAAGGAAACCGAGGUUGACGCCAAUAAAGCCAAUCCAGUCGCCGAAUCAUCUGCUGCCCACUUGGACGAUUCUGCAACGUUGCCUACCGUUUCUCAACGAUUACCUCAACCCUCCGAGCAGCCUGCUCUAUCGCCCCCACGUACUACAUCUGCGAAAUCAGAGUCUUCUCAUCCCUCAGCCCCCCUCGUUGUUCCAACAAACCUGAAAGAAGUGCAAUCCUCACAAUCCUCACAAUCCUUGACGUACAGCACAACGUCGUCUGGAAAUCUAGCCCCUGCCUCCCAGUCUGCUCGCGUUGGCGUAAAAUCACCGUUACCCCCCACCACCUCACCCACAUUGAGUAGCUCUCGCAGGACUUCGUCUACUGCAGAUAUUUCACCAUAUCUUUCUCGAGCAAAAGAGGUCCCGACUUCAGCCAAAAUUCUGAAACAAAUAUCGUUGCUCGAGACGGUGGCUGAUGAGUCAGCACGACUUGCCCCAAUUAUUGCAGCGCGUGCUGCAAUGGCGAGCCGAGGAGCCUUUCCUUCAGCGUAUCCCCUGCCAACGUCUUCUGUCCCACCUCCUUCCGUUCCGCCUCAGUUGCCUUUCGCAAACUCGCGAGACAUGGGUGUUCUCUACUCCUCGGCACAUCCAGGACUUCCUGCAAGCGCAGCUGGCUUUCACCCUCAUAUACCUGUAGAAAAUCCCGCAUUCGGCAAUCCAGAUCCCUUUCAAGUCCGUUCGCGAACCAGUCAGGCUGUUCACCGUACAUCCAUGCACAACCCGACAGGGAGUGUCAGUAUGAACCAAAACCACCUGCUGUCAGCUAUCAACAGUGCUCGUGUCGGCCCUGUCAGCCCUGUCGGUGCCCAGUUCUACCCGCAACCACUGCCAUUACAUGCCUAUCCUGCUGGCCCCAUGCACCACCCUCCUGCUCUUCCUCCUCGAGCACCUCCCCUAGGACAUACAAUGCACGGAUACGCCCCUCUCCAACCCCUCAGCAUUCCGCCCUAUCCAACCACCAACCUAAGCAUGCCACCUAACAUGAGCGCCGCACCUAAUCCUCCGAACUGCUCUUCCAUGUCCUUGCUGUCCGUCCUGAAUGCCAGACCGAGCCAAUGA
Molecule: messenger RNA, 5625 nt
Organism: Cyclocybe aegerita
Lineage: Eukaryota; Fungi; Basidiomycota; Agaricomycetes; Agaricales; Hemipholiotaceae
Source: the annotation of a GenBank genome assembly